GGAGACAUGCUGGGUUAUGUCCCCCUACUUCUCGCAGCCCUGCUCCCUGCAGGGCAAACGGCGAUCACCAUGGUGCAACCUGUGGUCUCCAUCACCAGACAAGCCAGGAAGAGUGCAAAGAUCCCUUGCGAGUUUUCUCAGAAAAGCAUCACGUACAUCCACUGGUAUCAUCAGCAGCCUGGGAAGGCUCUCCAGCGCCUGCUCUACUAUCACCUGGACUCGUCUAAACAGACGAUGAAUGCAGGAUUCAGUUCGAACAAAUUCUAUGCUUACAUGAGCAAAGAUCAAAGCUGCACCUUGGAGGUCCAGAACCUGGUCAUGAGUGAUGCUGGCAUCUAUUACUGUGCCAGCUGGGACUCCACAGUGAUACAGUUCUAUUUUCUAAUUCUCCAUCCAGCAUUAGAUUCACCACACCACACCCUCCCUUCAAAAAACUUCUUCAAAUCACUGUCCGUGUCUUUCUGUAUUCUUUAUCUCUCACCGAGAUUGCUAAAGAAGCCUACAGUAGUAUAUGAUGGGAUCUCUCUGCCUCUCUGCCAUGCCUCAUCUCUUUCCCCUCCCAGCACCCUCCAUGGCCAACAAGCGUUCAGUCAUAAUGUGAUCGCACUUCAAUAUACCAAUCACAUCUCCCCUCUGGCCUCCAGCCCGGUCAAAAGAAAGAAGCCCAGCCUAUCAGCAGAGCGAAUACCAUGGUGA
Tachyglossus aculeatus (Australian echidna) is the source of this 696-nucleotide messenger RNA. RefSeq lists its product as uncharacterized. Bases 7 to 696 code for a protein of 229 amino acids. The record is from RefSeq and is a predicted model, not a curated record. Lineage: Eukaryota; Metazoa; Chordata; Mammalia; Monotremata; Tachyglossidae. The transcript has 4 exons.